Molecule: messenger RNA, 1263 nt
Organism: Trachymyrmex septentrionalis
Lineage: Eukaryota; Metazoa; Arthropoda; Insecta; Hymenoptera; Formicidae
Product: histone-lysine N-methyltransferase SETMAR-like
Exons: 2
Coding region: 1-1263 (420 amino acids)
Molecular function (GO): nucleic acid binding
Source: RefSeq, a predicted model, not a curated record
AUGGCAUGUGGCACCGUCUUGUUGAAACCACAUAUUGGCCACAUCAAUAUCAUCCAAUUUCGGCAGAAAGAACUAUGUUAUCAUGUAGCGAUAUCGAGCACCAGUAACAGUCACUGCUUGACCAGCCUCAUUUUCAAAAAAGUAUGGUCCAAUGAUGCCUCCAGCCCAAAAUCCAGACCAAACAGUGACACGUUGUGGAUGCAUUUGUUUUUCGACAAUCACAUACCUGUGAACAUGUCGGAGAAUAAGGUGCAUUUUCGGCACAUUUUGCUUUAUUACUUCAAGAAAGGCAAGCGAGCUGCGGAGGCCCACCGAAAGAUAUGCAGCGUAUACGGGGACGAUGCCUUAACAAAACGUGCCGCUCAGAAAUGGUUUGCCAAAUUUCGUUCCGGAGAUACGAGUCUUGAAGAUGGACCCCGCAGCGGUCGGCCCACCGAGGUUGAUUCGAAUGAUAUCAAGGCACUGGUUGAGCAAGACCGGACGCUAAAGGUGCGAGAGAUUGCGGAGACACUUAAAAUAGGUUAUGGAACCGUACAAAGGCAUUUGCAACAGCUUGGCUACGUGUCCCGCCUCGAUGUUUGGGUGCCGCACAAGCUGACCGAGGAGAACCUGGCCAACCGCAUAUCCAUCUGCAAUUCACUUCUGAAGCGGCACGAAAGCGACCCGUUUCUCAAACGAAUAGUGACUGGCGACGAAAAGUGGAUCAUCUAUGACAACAUAGUGCGCAAGAGAUCGUGGGGAACCGCUGGCGAGCCGCCGAAUGCCACCCCGAAGGCCGGCCUGCAUCCGAAGAAGAUUUUGCUAUCCAUAUGGUGGGAUCAUCGUGGUGUGCUGUUUUACGAGCUGCUUCCUCAGGGAAAAACGAUCGAUUCGAAGAUCUACUGCACGCAGCUAACGAAAUUGAAUCAAGCAUUGCGACAGAAACGUCCAGAACUGAUCAAUCGCAAAGGUGUCAUAUUCCACCAUGACAACGCCAGACCCCACACCGCAAUAAUCACUCAGCAAAAAUUAGUGCAACUUGGCUGGGAUGUUUUGCCUCACCCACCGUAUUCACCAGACCUUGCGCCAUCCGACUAUCACUUGUUCCGGUCCCUGCAAAACUCCCUCAACGGGAAAUCGUUCGCUGAUCAGACAGCUGUGAAAACGUACCUCGACCGGUUUUUCGCCUCUAAGCCCCAGACCUUCUAUGAGAGCGGAAUAAUGAAAUUGUUGGAAAGAUGGCAAGAGGUCAUCAACAAAAACGGAGAAUAUAUUAUUGAUUAA